AUGGGUAAGCCGUCCGACGAUGUGGAAAGGGAUGGGAGUGAUGAUGAACAGGGUCCUAAGGGACAGGGUGGUGCCAAUGUGGUGGUGAUCAAACAACAGGUCCCGGAGCCCCAGUGGCUCAGGAGUGAGCCCAUGUCGUUGUGUCAGCUGUUCAUACAGUCGGAGUCGGCCUACGCCUGUGUGGACCUGUUUGGUGGGGUCGGGAUGUGUGAGUUCCGAGACCUCAACCAAGAAGUCAAUUCAUUUCAGCGCAAAUUUGUCAAUGAAUUGAGACGUUGUGAUGAAAUGGAGAGACAAUUGAGUUUAGCACAGUUUCAGAAAAUAGAGACCGAUUUGAUCGGUGUUAUCAAUACAUCGGCCGAUUUGAAGCGAAAUUACUUGGAGUUCACAGAACUUCGAAACAUACUUAAGAAAACGGGUCAGUUCUUCGAGGAGGCACAGGAAGCGGACUCAACCACUCGCAAGGAAAUCCGUAGAGUUUCGGUGGUCGACCCGAGGCUUAUGCGGCGAUUCUCUAGCGUUAACCAAGAGAUUAAUAUACCAUUAGAUCCCGUCACUGAUAUUAAUUUCAUAGCCGGCACAAUUUUGCGACAAAAGUUCCACUCAUUCGAGCAGAUGUUAUGGCGGGUCUGCAGAGGAAAUAUAUUCCUGAGACAAGUGGACAUCGAUGAGCGCCUGGAGGACCCGAAAACGGGCGAAAUGCAAGCCAAAUGCAUAUUUAUAAUCGUGUUUCAGGGCGACCAGCUUAAGAAUAAGUGCAAAAAGAUUUGCGAAGGAUACCACACGACACUAUACCCCUGUCCGGAAAUGCCGGGCGAGAGGGCAGAGAUGCUGCGGGGGGUCAACAACCGACUCGAGGAGCUACAGAUCGUGAUGAAGGGCACGGAGGACCACAGGACCCGCAUAUUGGUAGCCGUGGCUAAGAAUCUGCUCGAAUGGAAAGUUAUGAUCCGGAAAAUGAAGUCCAUUUACGAGACGAUGAAUAUGUUUAACAUCGACGUGACGUCCAAGUGUUUGGUGGCCGAGUGCUGGUGUCCCGACAUAUUCAUACCCAAA
Messenger RNA from Oppiella nova, 1056 nucleotides. The record is from the annotation of a GenBank genome assembly. NCBI's taxonomy places the organism in Eukaryota, Metazoa, Arthropoda, Arachnida, Sarcoptiformes, Oppiidae.